AUGCUGAACACACUACUGCUAAGCUGGGUCAUGCUGCAGGGUCUACAGACCAUUCAGACUAUUGAGCCCGGACAGGAACACCUGGACAGCAUCAGAAGGGCCAGUUACUCGGGCCUCCUGCGCACAGUCCCUGUGGCCCCACCAAGACUUCCAGAUGCUGUCCUGAGGCCGGAGCUGGAGCGGAUGGCAGCAGAGCUGGCAAAUGAAGAACUGAUGCAGGAAGGCGGAAUCUUGACACCGGGGGCGCUGGACCUACAGGGCCGAGAGGAGCGAUCUCCCCGUCGGUGUGUCCGCCUACUCGAGUCCUGCCUGGGCCACCAGCUCCCCUGUUGCGACCCCUGCGCCACUUGCUACUGUCGCUUCUUCAACGCCUUCUGCUACUGCCGGAAGAUCAGCGCCACCUACCCCUGCAGCCGCAAUUAA
Molecule: messenger RNA, 423 nt
Organism: Tachyglossus aculeatus (Australian echidna)
Lineage: Eukaryota; Metazoa; Chordata; Mammalia; Monotremata; Tachyglossidae
Gene: AGRP
Product: agouti related neuropeptide
Exons: 3
Coding region: 1-423 (140 amino acids)
Biological process (GO): neuropeptide signaling pathway; adult feeding behavior; hormone-mediated signaling pathway
Cellular component (GO): extracellular region
Molecular function (GO): type 1 melanocortin receptor binding; neuropeptide hormone activity
Source: RefSeq, a predicted model, not a curated record